Molecule: messenger RNA, 4851 nt
Organism: Truncatella angustata
Lineage: Eukaryota; Fungi; Ascomycota; Sordariomycetes; Amphisphaeriales; Sporocadaceae
Exons: 4
Coding region: 448-4851 (1467 amino acids)
Source: RefSeq, a predicted model, not a curated record
CGACCCGACCCGAUCCGACCCUACUGCAUUGUACUCGCACCCGUACUCGAUCACCCGCCGAGAUUCCUGCGCGACAAAAGCACGACUGCCCUCCUUCUUGAUAUCAUUUCAUCGUCAAGGGACUGGCUGCACCUCCUAACCCAUCCACAUCCACACAGUAGCCAUUAUUCGACGGACCCGACCCCUUCGCCCCGCAUCCCCAAACCCCAGGCGUCCUUCCUGCCCUUCCCAGCACGCCCAGACGGACCAGGACCAGGACACACACGUCUUUAUGGCUAGUAUCUGAGUACUCGCGGGCAACACCUAGCCUUGGCCUAGCCUGGUCGCAGUACAGCGUAGUCCAGGGACGCUCUUUGUUCCAGCAUCAUCUAGACCACCACUCAUUACUUACCCGCGAGCGACAACGACUCUUGUGAGGCGAGUUACUCCGACAACACCGUUGCGGCCAUGGCCGCCCAAAUGCCUAUGAUGGGCCCUGGAGGGCAGAUGCGGCCUCGCGUGCCACAGGGGAACCUUCCUGGCGUCCUCAUGAACCUGCUCAUUUCGGAGCAGCAGAAGAUGGGGCCACCACAAGGCUGGCAGGCCGCGCUGCCCAUGCAAAACCGUGUACAGGUCGCUCACAACUUGUUCACCAAUGCCAUGCUGGCUAUGCCACAGAACGACCAGAGCGCGACCAUUAGCCAAAUCGUUGGCUUUGAGAAACAGGUCUUCGUGGAGUCACCGUCGAGAGAGGUCUACGACCAGAAAAUCAGAAGCAAAAUACAGGAGCUGUUUAUAAAACGCCAGCAGCAAGAGCCCAAUUUGCAAAACACCAUCAACCAGCAAGCUGCCCAGAUGCAGGGUCUUCCUCCCGGCAUGAUGAACCAGCCCAACAUGUUAAAUCAGCACAUGAGAAUGGGCCAAACCCCCCAGCAAGGUUUUCAGCACCUUCAGCAACAAAUGCAGGCCUCGCCUAUCCCUGGCCAAGCACAGCCUGGCAUGGGCAUGCCAAAUCCAGGUGCGAAUGUUAUGAAUCCCAAUCCUCAACAGCCCAUGCACAUGGGAGCUCCCUCAAUGCGCCCCCAAGGUGCAGGUCCACAGCAACUCGCACCUCAGGACCGACAACGCAUCCAAAAUAUGGCCGUUGCCAAGUUCAAUUCCAUGUCUGAUCAGGAGAAAAUACAACUGCGGAAUACGGCAAACCAAAAAUUCGCGCCUCAGCUUUUACAAGCUUUACAGGCCAAACAUAUGGACCCGGCCAUUUAUUUUAUUCAGCAAAAUAUUCAGAUUCAGAUGAGCGCUAAGAUGGUCAACAUGUCUCCCAAUGGGCCCAUGAACGCCGCUGCUCUGCAGAUGCAAGCGCAGCAGCAGCAGCAACAACAACAGCACCAGCACCAGCAACAGCAACAGCAACAGCAACAACAACAGCACCAGCAACAGCAGCAGCAGCAGCAACAGCAACAACAACAGCAACAACAGCAGCAGCAGCAACAACAGCAGCAACAGCAGCAGCAACAGCAGCAGCAGCAACAGCAGCAGCAGCAGCAACGUUCAGCUAAUCCUGGCAGCGUCAAUACUGGUGGUCAGCAGCAAGGUGCAACUGCGGCAGGUGAUCUAGGUCCCUUCUCUAAUGCCGAGAUCAUGAACCAACAAAAAGCAGGUUUGAUGGCUCAGGAGGCUGGACAAAUGGUUGUUCCAGCGAGUGGACCCGGUCGAAAUAACACUCCGCAACCGAUGAGUGGUGGUCCUGGUCAAAACCAAGCUGGAAGUCAACAGGCACCCAGUCAAGGCGGACGUCCACAGCACCAACAGCAACCAUUUAACAUGCAACAGAACCAGCAGAUGCAGAUGGAUCAGGCCGCCGCCAAGACGCAGGCUCAAAUUCGAGCUCAGGCUCACGCAAAACAGAUGCAAGGUCAGCCAGGCGGUCUUGGCGGUCCCGCGCAGAUGUCCCAGAGCCCUGCUAUGAACACCCUCAACGCUCCCGUCCAACGGCCACCCGUGGCAAUGGGACAGCAACCGCCCAUGAACCAAGCUAAUCUACCUUUCGGACAAACGCUGGACCCACGAUUCAAUCAAGGUAAUCAGCGACCCCAGCCUGGAUCCAUUGCGAAUAGAAAUCAGUUAAUGAGUUUCAUGGCGCAAAGCAUGACACCCGAACAGCAGCAGGCUCUUCGAAACCUAACGCCCGACAAACAAAAUGAAGUCUUGGCUCGGUGGUUUGCCUCGCAGAGAAAUCAACAAAUGGCUGGUCGUCCUCAACCGCAGCCUGGUCAAUUCGGCCAGGGAAACCCAAUGGCACAGUUUGCUCAAGGUGCCAAUAUGGCCGCGCCGCAGGCCAACGGCUCCAUUUCCAUGAAUACGCAGAACCCUGCCCUGGUUCAACAACACUUAAAUAGGAUGCGCGCCAACGGGGUCAAUCAGUCCUCUUUCCCUGCAGAUCCAGCUGCGGCGGGCCCUUUCAUGGAUUCAUUGGACAUACCACCUAACGUCCUCAGUCAGAUAUCAAACUUACCCCCCACAGUCAGGAAAUGGGGUCAGCUCAAGCAGUGGAUGGCACAGGCCAGUGUGCACCCAAACACUCAAGCCAAAUUACUACAAAUACAGAACAUGCAAGUUGGGAGAAUAAUGAAUCAACGUGCCCAGGCAGCCGGGGGAGUGUCAUUGCCUCCGGGUGUUCCUCAGCCUCAGGGGCCCCAGGGGCCAGGAAUCGGCCAAAUGCAGCCUCAACAUCCCAAUCCUGCCAUGCAAAUGGCUAUGCACAACAUCACGGUGACAUCACAAGAGAUACAAAGCGCACGAGCAGCAAGCGAGAGAUUCAGCACUUGGGAUGACGGACGGGUAAGGCAGUACCUUGUUCAGCUUAAGCAACACCAGAUGAAAAACAAAAUCAUGGCUGGUCAGCAACAAGCACAACCUGCUCAGCCAAACCAACCCACCGCCAUUAACUCCGCACCGCCAAAUCAAACCGCCCCUGCGCCUGUCCCAGCUGCUCCGCAAAGAGCGCCCAGUACUACUGAACAGCCGGUCUCCGCUGGCCCUAUCAAGGCUCAGAAGCCUGGGUCUGGAAAUCGCUCAACGCAACAACAAAAUUCGUCUCCGGCGAUCCCUCAGAGACCUAACAAGAGAAGUAGUGACGAUGUGGUGGAAGUGCCGGCUCCAGCUGCAACACCGGUUCAGCGCACGCCCUCGCAGCCCUCUCAACCACUGGCAGGUCCUCCGAAGAUGACAGCGGCGCAGCUCGCUUCUUUGACGCCGGAACAAAGGAUCAAGUACGAACAAUUCAUCAAGAAUCGCCAGGCCCACCCUGCACAGGGCAAGUCGGAAGAUUUUGAACGCCUCAGGAGUAUUGGUAUCGAGAUUCAGCGGCAGUCUCAACAAGAAGUACUCCCGGACGUACCAAUGAGCCCACAGCAACAUGCAGAGAUGGCCCGAGAUAUCCAGUACAUUAUUGGCGAGAUGAACAAAGUUGGUAAGAUUUUGGGAAGAUGGUAUUCCCUGACACGUGAUGACAAUCGAGCCAAGCAAUACUUCACAAUGCGUAUACGGCUUAUCAAACAGUUCAAAGAUGGGGAGGCGUCCACGCAGCCGAGAGAGACAUUCUCGAUCGAGCGCAGUCAUGUUACAGAAGCCAAGGCACUUCUGGGCAGUAUGGCACAAGAUUUAAAGGCAGCGGCGGCAGGAGGACAGAGAACCGCGGCGGCUCAGGGCGUAAUGGACACAGGUCAGCAACAAGGAACCCCAGCCCAACCCGCCACGUCAGGGCAAUCUAUCCCUCUGAGCGCAGCAAAUCUAGACAAGCACAACAAGCACGUACGGUCGAACAGCAGGCAGGGUCCACCAGCUGCUCCAACGUCGAGCCAACCUCCGUUCCAGAUACCCUCUGCCCCUUCACCUCACGGUGUACCGACUUAUAGCACCAACAAUGGUGUUCUCGAGCUUCAGCUUCCCAACAAGAGGCGGAAAUACGGCCCUGGACAAUCUACGGGUGCGAGCGCCAGCCCGCAGUUGGGCAAGCAAGCCUCUCCGGACGCCAAGAAAGAAAACAUCCCCGAGCCUCAAUUCCCUUGCCCAGAGCCGGAUUGCGAAUCCAGCCAGUUCGCAUUCUUGACUGAGGAGGCUCGCCGUAUACACAUCCAAGAAGAGCACGUUAAGCCUCACGAAAAUCCCAUGAAAUUUGUCUUCGACGCCUACACAGACAGCCUUGGUUUUGGCUCUAGCGGUAACCUGAGGUCGGAUUCCAUCGCGGCAGCCGCUUCACUAGGGGUCGCUUCUUCCCGGCAGGGACAGGCUCCGGCCGCUGCACCCAUGUCGCGCGGUCCGUCCAUGAAGAGGCAGGAGAGCGCGCCAGGUCCGGCGGAGGCUUUCAGAGAUGCAGUCACUAAGAUGCCCGGGCAAAAGCCCACAUUGAUCAAAGCGGAAGACGAUGCGACCGUGCAACAAACAGUGGCCGAAAUACCUUUCCAAUUUGGAACCAUUGAUCCACAGGAUCUGUUUCAGAAUCUGGGUGGGCUACAGAGUGGCGGGGGCGGCGCCAUCUCGGAUAUGAACGUGUAUCGAUCAGUGACACCCAAUGAUACUCCAGAAUCGAGCAAGGAUAGUGCUUCGUCGGAGCCAACGAGUGAUGUGUCAGAAGGUGUGGCACUCAACGUGACCUUGGAUAUGGGGUUCGAUACCUGGCAACCGUUUGAUGGUGAUCGAUACAUGAACAUGGGCUUGGAUGUAGAAUUGGAUCUGCUCGAGGCAAACAACGUCGACAUGGCAGGGAGUUCCGGCUUGAUGGAAAUGCCUUCUUGGGAUGAGAUGCAACCAGAUUUCACGAAACCAUUUGCGCUAGACACUAGUCUUUUCGCUCUAGACACAUCUUCGUGA